AGCGCCAUGGCGGCGGUGCGGGACGUCGAAAUCGACCCCGAAGGAACUUUCAAAUACAUCCUGGUGCGCCUGCAGCGCCCGGGUGGCGGGGAGCAGCGGGACAUAGUCCGCGGCACCAAGGCGGCCGAGUUCCACAAUCACAUAUUUGAAAAACUAAAUCCUGAGAUGGAAAAGCUGGGAUAUGAGUGCAAGUGCCUUGGAGGAGGGAAAAUUGAUCAUAAUAGCAAAGACAAGAAAAUUAGGGUAUUUGGGCUCUCUACAGGCUAUGGAAAAGCAGAUCACUCUGUGACUGUGGAGAUACUGAAGAAAGCGUACACAGAUUAUGAAAUUACUUGGUCAGAUGACAAGAAAUAAAUCAGCUACUUAUGAACACAACAAGUUCAAACCUGGUAACUGUGUGAGCUCUACUGUGAUAAAUUAAACUGAAUGUGUCUAUGUGUGCUACCAUAAAUGUGGAGUA
Molecule: messenger RNA, 460 nt
Organism: Indicator indicator
Lineage: Eukaryota; Metazoa; Chordata; Aves; Piciformes; Indicatoridae
Product: 14 kDa phosphohistidine phosphatase-like
Exons: 3
Coding region: 7-354 (115 amino acids)
Biological process (GO): peptidyl-histidine dephosphorylation
Cellular component (GO): cytosol
Molecular function (GO): protein histidine phosphatase activity
Source: RefSeq, a predicted model, not a curated record